This is a messenger RNA of Ziziphus jujuba (common jujube), 2292 nucleotides long. RefSeq lists its product as uncharacterized. The coding region runs from base 192 to 2006 and encodes 604 amino acids. The record is from RefSeq and is a predicted model, not a curated record. Gene Ontology annotation, molecular function: protein binding. NCBI's taxonomy places the organism in Eukaryota, Viridiplantae, Streptophyta, Magnoliopsida, Rosales, Rhamnaceae. The transcript has 12 exons.
AGAGGUCCAAUUCCUCUGUCUCAAGAAGACCCUAAAAAAAAAACACACCAGGAAGCAACCUUCUCUUUCCCUACUACUUCUCCGUCUCUGUCUCCGCUCACCGCUUUUGCCUUCUCUGCUUCUUCGGAGCUCCAACGUACUUGUCUGAUCCUCUUUUUGAGUUUUUCGCGGUGGGCUUGACGUUUAGGUUAAUGGGUUCGUCGAAUAUUAGAGACCUCUUGACGGCGUUUAGUCCUUUGCAGGACUUCGUCGCCAUUAGCGCCGGUGAUGGUCGAAUUAAGAUAUGGGACACUGUGAAGGGUCAGGUUCAGACCGAGUUUACGGACAUCAUGGAAUCGGAAGAGACAAGCAUAUAUAAGAAGCAAGAAAGAGGGCACCUUUCAGUUGAUUACACGUGCAUGAAGUGGUUCUCUUCAGAAGCAAAGAAGAAAAAAAGGAAGAUUGGAGAUUCAUUUUUAGUUUUAGGAACUGCCAGUGGUGAUGUUUUGGCUCUUGAUGUGUCUGCUGGGCAGUUAAAAUGGAAAAUCAAUGAUUGUCAUCCUGGGGGUGUUAGUGCUGUAUCAUUUUCGAGAAAAGGUUCAUGCAUUUAUGCAGCUGGGUCCGAUGGGAUGGUUUGCCAAAUUGAUCCUAUGUCGGGAAAUCUGUUGGGAAAGUUCAAAGCUUCCACAAAGGCAAUAUCUUCUAUGUCUGUUUCACCAGAUGGCAAUAUAUUAGCAACUGCAGCUGGGAGAUUAAGGAUUUUCAAUUGUUCUAACGUCAAGAAGAUACAGAAGUUUUCUGGUCAUCCAGGAGCUGUUCGCUGUUUGAUUUUUUCUGAAGAUAGUAAGUAUGUGCUAUCAUCUGCUGUUGGUGAAAGAUAUGUUGCGAUAUGGAAUAUAGGUGGUAGCAAAUCAGUAAGCUGCGUACUAGCAAUGGAGCACCCUGCUGUUUUCCUAGAUAGCAGGUGUAUUCACAGCGGAGAAGAUGAUAAUGCUGGUCUAUGUGUGUUGGCCAUUUCGGAAAUUGGUGUUUGUUAUCUUUGGUUUGGACAGAAUGUUGACGAAUUAAGGAAUACUAAGCCCACAAAAAUCUCAAUAUCUUCUGAAGAUAUUUCCUUGAAAAGUCAUAACGCUGCAUUACCUACAAUAUUUGCUGCUAUAUUGCGAGGCUUUUCUAAACCUGCUUCUGGGAAGAUAUUUGUUGCAUAUGGACAACUAGUAAAGCCAUCAUUUGAAAAAAUUCUGUUGCAUUCUGGUACAGACAUAGAGUUGAGUACUUCCCAUGAUGGGGUUCUUCUACCAAUGAGUCAGUAUCUUUCUAAAUCCAAAAAAGGACAAGAUGUACAAAAUAGAGUUAUUGCGUUGGACCGUGCAAAUGCUGAGGAUGCUUUACUUCCUAUCCCAAAGAUAUUGGAUCCUGACAGGAAAAGUGAUGCUGAGUUUAUGAAGAGCGAAGAUGACAUGGUAGAAAUGGAACUUGACACUGAAGCAAUCUGCAUAGAGGACCGGCUAAGGUCAUUAGGAAUUCUUAGUAAAGAAGAUAAUAGUGCAUCAAAGUCCAAAGUUAACUCCAAUAUAUUUAAUGGUGUUGAUCUAAAAGUUAAUAUGCCACAAAAGAAGAUGAAGGCAGUUGUUUUGUCAAAAAUACCUGAUGAUGCAUACAAAUUACUAGGAGUCUUGGUGGCCAUGUGGCAAUCAAGAUUGUGUAGUGGAAAGCAUGUUCUUCCAUGGAUUUACAGCAUAUUGGUGAAUCAUAGUCAUUACGUGGUUUCUCAAGAACCAGCUACGCAAUUGCUAAACUCCUUGGUCAAGGUUGCAAAAUCUAGAGGUGCUGCAAUUCAACCUUUACUACAAUUGUCAGGUCGUUUGCAACUUUUGACAGCACAGAUUAAUAAGGCAACCCAAGCCAAAACGCAAUUCGACCAUGAGCACCAGAUGGAUGAAACUGAUGAUGAUGAUGUAGAUGAAAUUCUCUAUAGGGAAGAAGAAGAAGAAGAAUCUGAAUUAAGCAGUGACAAUGACGAGUAGGAGCAUAUUUUAGGUAGAGGCCUGAUACUUUGUACCAAAUCUUCAAAGAUAGAGGCCUAAAAUAUUGCUGGCCAGCUGUCAACUUUGCAUGAACUGGUGGAGUGUAUCUGUUGUUGCCAAGAAGCUGUUCAGUGUGCUGUUUAGCUGGGAUUCUGUCUCAUCAUGCCCUGCCAAACAGCCUAAAAUUUUGUUUCCCUCAAUUUUACCUCUUCUCAUAAUCUCAUUGUUAUGAAAAUUGGAUUUCUUUCAGUAAUAUAAUCAAUUGUAACUCUGUUUUAUGCCUCUU